Microthlaspi erraticum is the source of this 1914-nucleotide messenger RNA. The record is from the annotation of a GenBank genome assembly. Lineage: Eukaryota; Viridiplantae; Streptophyta; Magnoliopsida; Brassicales; Brassicaceae.
AUGAAUAAUCCGAGAUCCGUUUCUCCAAAAAGCCCAGAUCUGUUAGACGAUCAACGUCAGUCUAGUUGUGGAGAGUUCUCAAGAUUGGAGAAACGGAUCGGAGGGAGGAAGAUGACGUUUCAUUCCAAGUCUAUGCCUCGAGGUUCCAUGUUUCUUGAGCAAGAAGCUUCUAGAAACUCACACGACAAGAGGUAUGACUUGUUCAGGACCAUGUCAGGGAAGCUCGAACGUCAGAUAUCGAAUCUACGAGGGAAACCAACUGAAAGUUCGUUGCACGAGGAUAAAGAAAUAACUGAAUCUUUAACCGCUGAUAGAUACUUCGACGCUCUUCAAGGCCCUGAACUUGAAACUCUCAAGGACAAGGAGAAGAUAGUUUUGCCUGAAGACAAAACGUGGCCGUUUCUUCUCCGGUUUCCAAUCACAUCGUACGGGAUGUGUCUUGGAGUUAGCAGUCAAGCCAUCAUGUGGAAGACUUUAGCAACCACAGACGCUGAGAAGUUCUUGCACGUGACUCAAGUGGUUAACCACGUGCUCUGGUGGAUCUCUCUCCUCCUCCUCAUCGCCGUCUCAAUCACUUACCUCCUCAAAACCAUCCUCUACUUCGAGGCGGUCCGCCGCGAGUUCCGGCAUCCGAUCCGAGUCAACUUCUUCUUCGCUCCUCUCAUAUCAGUCCUCUUCUUAGCACUCGGAGUCCCACACUCCAUCACCUCGCAUCUCCCUUCUAUACUUUGGUACUUCCUUAUGGCUCCGGUCUUGUUUCUUGAGAUGAAGAUUUACGGACAGUGGAUGUCCGGUGGACAAAGACGCCUCUCUAAAGUCGCUAACCCUACAAAUCAUCUUUCUAUCGUCGGAAAUUUCGCCGGAGCUGUUCUUGGAGCGUCGAUGGGGUUGAAAGAAGGACCAAUGUUCUUCUUUGCCAUCGGAUUGGCUUAUUACUUGGUCUUAUUUGUGACUCUCUAUCAGAGACUUCCUACAAACGAAACCUUACCUAAAGAGCUUCACCCUGUUUUUUUCCUCUUUGUGGCUGCUCCGGCCGUCGCUUCCAUGGCAUGGACCACGAUAUCUGAGUCUUUCAAUCUCGGUUCGCGCCUCGCUUACUUCAUCUCCUUGUUCUUGUACUUCUCUCUGGUUGUUCGGAUUAAUUUUUUCCGCGGAUUCAAAUUUUCGCUAGCUUGGUGGGCUUACACGUUUCCGAUGACGGCGGUGGCAACAGCGACGAUCAAAUACUCAGGCGAAGUAAGCGGAGUUGCAACUCAGGUCUUGUCUGUUGUGAUGUCGGGAGCAGCAACUCUGACGGUGAUAGGUGUGCUGGUACUGACGGGGAUGCACGCUUUUGUCCAACGUGAUCUCUUCCCCAACGACGUAGCCAUUGCCAUAAGUGCAGAGCCACCAAAGCAGAAGAGAUGGUUGAAACAGCUCACAAAUGGAAGUUUGGGAAGUAAUAUGAGAUGUCUCAAGGUUUUGGAUAUGGCAUCGAAACGGAUUUUGAAGGAAUUGAAGGAUCUGCAAAAGGAUCCUCCUACUUCAUGUAGCGCAGGACCUGUCGCGGAAGACAUGUUUCAUUGGCAGGCCACGAUAAUGGGUCCAACGGACAGUCCUUAUUCUGGAGGAGUGUUCCUUGUAACCAUCCAUUUUCCUCCAGAUUAUCCCUUUAAACCUCCUAAGGUGGCUUUUAGGACGAAGGUGUUCCAUCCAAACAUCAACAGCAAUGGGAGCAUCUGUCUCGACAUCUUGAAGGAGCAGUGGAGUCCUGCGCUCACAAUUUCCAAGGUGCUGCUAUCGAUCUGUUCUUUGUUGACUGAUCCAAACCCGGACGAUCCUUUGGUUCCGGAGAUUGCUCACAUGUACAAGACAGACAAGAACAAGUACGAGUCAACUGCUCGUACCUGGACCCAGAAAUACGCAAUGGGCUGA